This is a messenger RNA of Amborella trichopoda, 1294 nucleotides long. Its product is annotated as chloroplastic import inner membrane translocase subunit HP30-2. Gene Ontology annotation, cellular component: chloroplast inner membrane; TIM22 mitochondrial import inner membrane insertion complex. The record is from RefSeq and is a predicted model, not a curated record. Gene Ontology annotation, molecular function: protein binding; transmembrane protein transporter activity. Gene Ontology annotation, biological process: protein insertion into mitochondrial inner membrane; protein targeting to chloroplast. NCBI's taxonomy places the organism in Eukaryota, Viridiplantae, Streptophyta, Magnoliopsida, Amborellales, Amborellaceae.
AUACGCAAUCCCUAUUUUAACCCCUUAAAUGCAAUCAGUCCACCAACUGUGAGACCCCCGCAGGAAGGAGCCAAACCCAGGAAGGCAAGACCGAAUUUCGCCGAAAUUUAACUGAAAUUUUCAAACCCUAUGGCAUGACACGACCUCGUCCUCUGGUGUACUCUGAUAAACCCUCCUCUUCUAGUCUUCUCUGGUUUCAGGCUCUCUUAUUAUAGUUUGGCCUAUGAAACCUUAAUCGCCAUUUUUGGUCCUUCUUCUGAGCUUGAGAACUCCCCCUCUUCUGCUCUUUAAUGGAGGGCAGGCAAAGCAUGGUCGAGAUAACAAAGGCCAUUCCUCCUCCUGGUCCUAUUGCUCAGGUUCAGACGAAGUUGAAGGAGCUUGAGUUAGGGUUUAAGACAUGGCUUUCGAAGCAGUCUUUGCCAGUCGAGGCGGCCAUUGUUACUGUGACAAGUGCGGCGCAAGGGGCGGCCAUUGGAGCUUUCAUGGGAACCCUAACUGCUGAUGCUACUUCUUCUCUUCCCACUGCUCCUCAGGCUGGGCUUAACCCUCAGGCCAUGGCUUCUCUCAAACAAGCUCAGGCUCUUACAGGUGGUCCUCUUGUGCAAGCUCGUAACUUUGCGGUCAUGACAGGUGUAAAUGCAGGGAUAUCUUGUGUCAUGAAACGAAUUCGUGGGGUGGAGGAUGUGCAGUCUAGUAUGGUGGCUGCUUUUGGUUCUGGGGCUAUGUUCUCAUUAGUCAGUGGCAUGGGGGGUCCAAAUCAGGCAGCCAAUGUCAUUACAUCCGGGCUUUUCUUUGCUCUUGUUCAAGGUGGACUUUUCAAGUUAGGUCAGAAAUUCUCUCAGCCACCAGUAGAGGAUGUCUAUUACACCAGGACGAGAAACAUGUUGACAAACCUUGGACUUCAAAACUAUGAGAGUAACUUCAAGAAAGGUCUGCUAACUGAUCGUACGCUACCUCUACUCAAUGACAAUGCUCUUAGAGAUGUGAAGAUCCCUCCAGGGCCUAGGCUUCUCAUUCUCGAUCAUAUUCAAAGGGACCCAGAGCUGGUGAAAGAGAGGAGAUAAGGAUGUAGCCAAAAGAGGAGGUGGGGAUGUAAGUUUUGGUACAUUUUUAGCUUGUUCCAAUGACAUUGUGUUUUGAUCUCGUUAUGUCGACAAAAAUAGUCUUAUUGUUUAUUCCCUUGAAAAUCACCAAAAAAUCGUCUGUCUACUGUUAUUGCAAUAAUAUAGCAAGAAACAUGGAUGUCAGAACUGUUGAACUACAUCUCAUAAAAAUGAAAGGGUGUUCAAUCACA